UCACAUCAAAUCAAAGAAGAAGAAUAAAGAGAAGAAAUUUGAAGAAACAGCAAAGGAAGUUUCUAUUUUGAUGCUUAUUUUUUACUGUUUUAUGCAUUGCAAAAUCAUACUCACCUACCACUCUUAACAAUUCCAUUCUUUCUUCUUUAUUAAUAAUCCCAUUUCCCUCUUCUCAUGUGUUCUCCAUUUCCCUCCAACAACUUCACUAAAGGGUCGGUGCCUUACCGUCAAAUCCUUCUUCCCUUUUCCCAUACUCUGUGUUUGAGGUGGGGUUUUGUUCAUGUUGUUCUUCUGAAAAGUUUCUUUUUUGAGAUUGGAAACACAUACCCAUUGGUACUGUUCACAAAACCCACAAAUCAAAAUUCUAUUUUGAUAAUGGGGUUGAAUUGGGUUUGUGCUAACGACUUUACUUCCAAGAGGGUUUUGGGGGAUUGAGAGAUCUACUGUUUGAGUUUUUCAGGGUCUGAAAAAGGAUAUUUUGAGAAAUCUGUGUAUAUUGUGAAGGAUUGAGGUUCUUGAUAUAGAUAUAUUAGCAGAAGUUAAAUGGCAUCUGAUCUGAGCUCGAGGUUGUCGAAGAAAACAUCUGUUUUUGGGUUGGAAGCAUGGGAAUUAAUGGGGAUAAUAGUUGGUUUGUUCAUUAUAAUCAUUCUUCUGGUUUUAUCAAUAUGUCUCACUUCAAAAAAGAAAUCCAAAAGAGUCAAGGACAUACUUCCCCUAAGCCACAGGUUAUCUGUUUCCGAAGAGAUCAAAGAGAUUAGAGUUGAUCAGAUUUCAACAAACCAGAAUGGCGCUUUCAUGAGUCUUUACGACAAGUUUAACGACAAAGAGUCUGAAAAGGUUUUGCUCCAAACAAAGAAUGGGGAAUAUAGCAGUCAAUCAGGUUCGUUUAUUCACGCAGAGAAAGACGCAGCUGGAUCUCAAUCAGGCGAAGAAAGCGGUGCUAAGUCUCUUUCUGCACACAGGCCUUCUUUAACCUCGCCUUCCCCUUUGUCGGGUCUUCCUGAGUUCUCUCAUCUUGGCUGGGGGCACUGGUUUACAUUGAGAGACCUAGAACUUGCAACAAACAAGUUUUCGAAGGAUAAUGUUAUUGGUGAAGGUGGAUAUGGAGUUGUUUAUCAAGGCCAGCUGAUCAAUGGGAAUCCAGUGGCUAUUAAGAAGCUACUCAAUAAUCUUGGACAAGCUGAAAAGGAAUUUAGAGUGGAAGUUGAGGCUAUUGGUCAUGUGAGGCACAAGAACUUGGUUAGACUUUUGGGUUUUUGCAUUGAAGGCACUCACAGGUUGUUGGUUUAUGAGUAUGUUAACAAUGGAAAUUUAGAGCAAUGGCUUCAUGGAGCCAUGCGGCAAUAUGGUUUUCUCACAUGGGAGGCUCGGAUUAAAAUUCUUCUUGGAACAGCUAAAGCGCUGGCUUACUUGCACGAAGCAAUUGAACCGAAAGUUGUCCAUCGAGAUAUUAAGUCAAGUAACAUUCUAAUUGAUGAUGACUUCAAUGCCAAAAUAUCUGACUUUGGACUGGCUAAGUUACUCGGUGCUGGAAAAAGUCACAUUACGACUCGAGUAAUGGGUACUUUUGGAUAUGUGGCUCCAGAAUAUGCCAAUUCCGGCUUACUAAACGAGAAGAGUGAUGUUUAUAGCUUUGGCGUAUUGCUCCUUGAAGCAAUUACUGGAAGAGAUCCAGUGGAUUAUAGCCGUUCAGCAGCCGAGGUAAAUUUGGUCGACUGGCUCAAGAUGAUGGUAGGUAAUAGGCGCGCAGAAGAGGUUGUGGAUCCAAACAUUGAGACCAGACCAUCAACAAGUGCCCUUAAACGAGUCCUUUUGACUGCUUUAAGGUGUGUUGACCCAGAUUCUGAAAAAAGACCAAAAAUGAGUCAAGUGGUCCGCAUGCUUGAGUCCGAAGAAUAUCCCAUACCUAGAGAGGAUCGAAGACGAAGGAAGAGUAAUGCCAGAAGUGCUGAUGUGGAGGCUUCUGAUACAGAUAAGAGUGAUCAUCCAGAUUCCAAGUUGAAUGGAAGAAGGAAUCAACGGAAGUAAAACUACGGAUCACAAAGCUUGAAGUACAUAUUCCAUGUUAAGGUACGCGUGCAAGUGAAUGAGCCAUUUUUGCAUUCUUUUCGUGCGAGCUUGUACGAGUUACGGUAACUUCCUCAUUUUACAUCGAAUUCAUUGAGCAGGAUCUCAGUUACUUUGUGAUAUACCUAUUUGGUUGCUAUAACUUGAAUCAUGUAGAUGUUAGGAUGUAGGUUAUUGUGUAUGAAUAUGGGAUUCAUCAGAUCCCUUAUACCAGUUUGUGCUUUGUACAGUUCAUUGCUAUUCAUACUUUUUCUCCUUGUCUUUCUAUUUGUUUCAUCACUCAUUAGGAUUGUAAAGGACUUGAUGUUUACUUGUGUAAAGAUUAUAAGAAAAUUACAUAAAGUGUGAGGGAGAAAGACACAAUAUAUGUGCCUUAUUGUCUAUAGUUGUUGCUGUGGAGAAAUUCUUGAUCAUUGUGGAACAACCACAAUGAGAUCGUCUCAUGUUUUCUUUGUGAUGACAUUGACAAUGACAACCACUUUUUCGCUGUCA
Molecule: messenger RNA, 2559 nt
Organism: Cicer arietinum (chickpea)
Lineage: Eukaryota; Viridiplantae; Streptophyta; Magnoliopsida; Fabales; Fabaceae
Product: probable receptor-like protein kinase At5g18500
Biological process (GO): protein phosphorylation
Molecular function (GO): ATP binding; protein kinase activity
Source: RefSeq, a predicted model, not a curated record